Molecule: messenger RNA, 1034 nt
Organism: Melanotaenia boesemani (Boeseman's rainbowfish)
Lineage: Eukaryota; Metazoa; Chordata; Actinopteri; Atheriniformes; Melanotaeniidae
Gene: mrpl24
Product: mitochondrial ribosomal protein L24
Exons: 6
Coding region: 111-761 (216 amino acids)
Biological process (GO): translation
Cellular component (GO): ribosome; mitochondrion
Molecular function (GO): structural constituent of ribosome; RNA binding
Source: RefSeq, a predicted model, not a curated record
GCGCAUGCGUGAAGUCGACGAGGUCUGAACCUCCUGUCCAGCAGGUGGCGCGCCCGUUGUGUGCUAGUGUCAGUCCUGCUACAUGUGACAUUGGCAUCAACAGAGGCACAAUGCGGCUGACAGCUGUCCUGUCGAUGGCAGCCAGGGUUGUUGUACCCAAAUAUUACCGAUACGGGACCAAUAGACCGUGGACCGUGGCUGCUAAAAGGAUGAAUCCACCUGGGAAGAAGAGGAGAAAGGUGUUCGUGGAACCCCUGGAACCAGAGGACUGGUCUGUGCUCAAAGGGGACAUGGUCGAGAUUCUUGCAGGGAAAGACAAAGGAAAACAGGGAAAGGUUAUCCAAGUCUUCAGACGCAGAAACUGGGUUAUUCUGGAGGGACUGAACACACAUUACAGGUAUAUUGGAAAGGCCUCAGAUUACCGUGGGACUUAUGUUGCGAGCGAGGCUCCUUUGUUGCUCCGUGAUGUUGCACUCAUUGACCCAUCAGACAGGAAGCCCACUGAGACUGAGUGGAAGUACACAGAGGAGGGGGAGCGAGUUAGAGUAUCCGCCAGGACGGGUCGAAUCAUCCCAAAACCUGUGGUGGAAAGACGAGAUGGCAUUGUGCCACAGCAGUGGAAAGAUGGGCCUAAAGAUACCAGUCCUGAAGACACUCUAGAAAAGACUUACGUUCCAUCUUUAAAGACUCUGGAGGAGGAAGUAAUGGAAAAACUGGGUAUCCAGGAGGACAGGAGGCACCGGAGGUCCUACUGGUACUAACCAGAGACAUCAAAGACAUUCAUGCUCCAUGUUAUUCUGCCCGUUUUUCACAGGGUCUCUGAACAUACCUUCUUCUGACUGGAGUCCAGCUACCGGCCAAAUCGCCUAAAACUAUGUGAGCAUGCUAAGAGAAAGGUGAAAAGACUUAAAAAUGCUGUUGGAAAUUACAAAGAUUGUAAAAAUUAUGAGGAAUAUACUGCAUAUCCACAGCUUAAAUGUAUUCUUUAUUAUUCUGUUUUUCUUUAUAACAUUGUUAAUAAAUAUGAAACUUGA